This is a messenger RNA of Coregonus sp. 'balchen', 3527 nucleotides long. The record is from the annotation of a GenBank genome assembly. NCBI's taxonomy places the organism in Eukaryota, Metazoa, Chordata, Actinopteri, Salmoniformes, Salmonidae.
AUGAAGUUGGAAAUGCCAUUACACCUCUCUGUGUCAUUUGAGAUCGUGUGUGUUGUGGUGUAACUACGGCUCAGAGAAUUUCAUUUACAUUUUAGUCAUUUAGCAUACGCUCUUAUCCAGAGCGACUUACAGUUAGUGCAUUUAUCUUAAGAUAGCUAGGUGAGACAACCAUUUCAUGGUCAGGUCAUGUGGUCAGGUUGACCUGACUAACUAUAGGUUCCUUAGACACUACAGGAGUCUACAGCGAUGGAGGGGGGAAGUAAAACUGAGUAGGGUGCAGGAAACACCAUUACACCUCCUCUCUCUCUCUCUCUCUCUCUCUCUCUCUCUCUCUCUCUCUCUCUCUCUCUCUCUCUCUCUCUCUCUCUCUCUCUCUCUCUCUCUCUCUCUCUCUCUCUCUCUCUCUCUCUCUCUCUCUCUCUGUAUCAUCUGGACCAAUGUGUUGUCUUGUUAUCCAUCUACUGUAUCUGGCUCCUGAAUCCUGUAAUAUCCUGUAUCUAACCUCGCUUUCUCUCUCUCUCUCUCUGUGUUCCUGUCUUCUUCCAGGAGAGCCCACCUGCGUCUGUGUUUGGAGAGGUUGAAGGCCCUCAUCCCUCUGGGAAAAGACUGUAACCGCCACACCACCCUGGGGCUGCUCAACAAAGCCAAAUCACAUAUUAAGGUAGCUAUACUGCACGGACACAUGCAAACUUAUGACCUGUUAAAAGAGCUCUUCAAAUGCUUUAAACAUGUAUGACAAAUGUUUUGACAUUUUCCAUUGAUUGAUUUGAAGUUGUAUGAAGCUUUACUAUUGUAACACAAACAACACAUUUGACUGGUAACCAAUGAUCCCUCUAAGCUGCCUGUGUGCCCCUGGGACUGCCGCGCAGAAGAAAUAUCACCCCGCGCAGAGAAGCACAAGAUUGAACUUCACUCAACUCUCUAGAGUUCUCCCCGUUAAUUAACAAUAUCAACGUUUCCCUUUUUUGGGGAAUUGUGAUCGAAUCAAUGCAAUUAUUAUUAGCCACUUUCAUUGCAACAUUAUUUGGAGACGGUCUUGAAUAAGCUAAGUAGCCAAUAGGGUAGCAUAAUUUGCUGAUUCUCUGUAAUAAUGGUAUGGGAAUAAUAAUGCAUUUUAUUUUGUAAAGUGGUUUCUUGCAUCAAACAACACAACAAAAUGUUCAGGAUAAACAGGUUAAUGUCAAGCCCUGCAUGUUUUGUGUUCAAAAGUCUCAUGGAAUGUUGGCCUACGUUGAACACCACACAUUGGCUGCUACUGUAGGCUGAAUGAUAUGAUGUUAUGUGAUGCAUAUUCUCCAUAGUUUUUUAUGGUAGUCCUACAUUAUGAUCAAAUAGCCACAGUAGCCUACUUGGCCCCUGUUAAAACUGUAACUUAAAGCAGGUACAGCCUCAGUGUUCACAAUAAACGCGCGCUGGAAGUUGCACAGAACUUUCACAACGUUUAAGUUUGCGCUCAGCAGACCUGAAAUUUGCUCACUGGCGGAAUUUCUUUGGAGGAAACCUUGCUAGUAAUGACAAACAUGUUGCUUGGGUAUGAAACUAUGGCCGUGCAGCUUCCCCACUACUAACAGCCACCUGAAUGAGAUUAGUAUGGAGAUGGAGAUCAAUGACAUUGGCCCUGACAAUGACACAGAAACAUGGAAUGAAUGGCUGCAUUGUUGUUGCAUGUCUCUCUUUCUCUCACUCGCUCUUUCUCUCUCUCACUCUCUCUCCCCCUCUCUAUCUUUCUGUCUCCCCCCUCUCUCUCUAUCUCUUUCACUCCCCCCCCCCCCUCUCUCCCCCCUCUCUCUGUCUCACUGUGCUCUAGCUGUCAGCUCUAGUCUUUAUCAAGUAUUGACGUGACUCUGUGUAACAGCAGUAGUAAACAAAUGCAUCGUAAACAAAACACUGAUACAAGAUAAACAACGGCACGUCUGGAAAGACAGAUAGUUGCUUCUGUGUUGGACUGUUGGGUGAUUUCCCUUCCAAAGGUUAGAGUUAGCCUAGUUCAGGAGACAGGAUACUAAAGCCUGUUGCUGACAUUGUUAUAGCGUUUGGAGAAUUGAUUGGAGGUUUCAUUGACUCCUCUAUCUCUCAUCCUCUUCCCAGUUUUUUGACUACUUCCUUAUUUAUAUUUACAUUUUAGUCAUUUAGCAGACGCUCUUAUCCAGAGCGACUUACAGUUAGUGAAUACAUAUCUAUUUAUACUGGCCCCCCGUGGGAAUCGAACCCACAACCCUGGCGUUGCAAAUGCCAUGCUCUAUCAACUGAGCUACAUCCCUGCCGGCCAUUCCCUCCCCUACCCUGGACGACGCUGGGCCAAUUGUGCGCCGCCCAUGAGUCUCCCGGUCGCGGCCGGCUGCGACAGAGCCUGGAUUCGAACCAGGAUCUCUAGUGGCACAGUUAGCACUGCGAUGCAGUGCCUUAGACCACUGCGCCACUUAUCUCUAUCUCUCCCUCCACCCCCCUCUCCCACUGUCACUAUCCCUCUGAGAAUAUCUUCUCCAUCAACCUUGCCCGCUAAAAUAAACAUUCAAAUCAAUUCAUAACCACAUUCAUCUCUUUCUUCUCUCCUAUAGAAACUUGAACACACCUGGUAAAAUAUACAUUUUAAAUAGAUAAAGGAACACAAAGGAUAGCAACUCGUCAUGGCUCUGUGGGUGUGGUGGGGGCGGUGGCAGGUGCUCUUUGGAAACGGGUAUACAAAUACAUUUUGUUCAAGAUAAAUAAACACACUUUCUCUCUCCCUUCUCUUCUCUCCUCUCUCCCUCCUCUCCUCUCUUCUCCCCCUCUUCUAGAAACUUGAAGAGGCGGAACGUAAGAGCCGUAACCAGCUGGACAGUCUGGAGAGGGAGCAGAGGCACCUCCAGCGCCAGUUGGACCUGCUGCAGGGGGGCACUGGGGCCGGGGUAGGAGGCACUGGGCCGGGGGAGGGAGAGAGGAUACGCAUGGACAGCGUGGGCUCCACCAUCUGCUCCUCCGAGCGCUCCGACUCUGACCAAGGUGAGCGACCGUGAACGCCAAUAAGGAUCUUUGUCAGAUUUGAGUUUUUAUUUCAAUGUAUCACACACAUAAGCACAGCAGUUAAAGAGACAUUUGGACUUUGCACACUAGUUCCCUAUUCUUAGGAUAACUAGAAUGAUUUGUUUCUGCACAGAAAUCCACCAAACUUCUCAGUUUAGUAGUGUUCCUGUUAAGUUCCAAGAAGCUCUUGUUUAGAGUGUAUUAUUCUAACGUUCUGCUCUUCUCUCUCUCUCUCUCUCUCUCUCUCUCUCUCUCUCUCUCUCUCUCUCUCUCUCUCUCUCUCUCUCUCUCUCUCUCUCUCUCUCUCUCUCGCUUUCUCACCUCGCUCCCCCUCGACAGAGGAGAUUGAGGUGGACGUGGAGUCUACAGAGUUCUCGGAGCACGGGGAGCUGGACUCGGUUUCUACGGCCUCCACCAGCGAUCUAGACGACCACAGCAGCCUCCAGAGUCUAGCCAGCGACGAGGGCUACUCCAGCUGCAGCAUCCUCAAACUCUCCUCAGCCUUCUCAGGAUCCUCCUCAUAG